UCAAGAUAUAGCGAGUCCUUUACAAAGCGCACCAGGCUGAAGCUAUCUGGUAUCAACAAUCUGCCCACUACUUUGACCCUAUACUUCAAUUACAACACAAUCCACGAAUCUCACGAUUCUCCCUUUCUAUACGGAACACUCCCUGAUUCCCUUCUGGAAAUUUCAAAGCUCACCUUAAUUAAUCCUUUCCACGAACCGUGGCCUUACCGUCAAUCGACAACUUAGCCAUCGGCGUAUGAGGGGCACCCUCAAGGUCGCCAUCUGUGUGAGCGAUGGCGGUGAAUAGGAUUAAAGGUGCCUUCGCACCACCCAAGAAGGGAGAAACAUACGAGUUGAGAGCUGGAUUAGUAUCUCAAUAUGCUUACGAGCGCAAAGAAGCAAUUCAAAAGACCAUCAUGUCCAUGACCCUGGGCAAAGAUGUGUCUGCGCUGUUUCCAGAUGUUUUAAAGAAUAUUGCUACAGCAGAUUUAGACCAGAAGAAGCUGGUGUAUUUGUAUUUAAUGAAUUAUGCCAAAUCGCAUCCCGACCUUUGUAUUCUAGCGGUCAAUACUUUCGUACAAGAUUCCGAAGAUCCAAAUCCACUGGUGCGAGCUCUUGCGAUUCGGACAAUGGGUUGUAUUCGAGUAGAUAAGAUGGUAGAUUAUAUGGAGGAACCACUGCGGAAAACGUUAAGGGAUGAAUCGCCAUACGUACGAAAGACUGCAGCAAUCUGUGUUGCGAAAUUGUUCGACCUUAAUCCUACAAUGUGUCUCGAGAACGGCUUCUUAGAAACUCUGCAAGAAUUGAUUGGAGAUCCUAACCCUAUGGUUGUGGCCAAUUCUGUAACGGCGCUCGUGGAAAUCAAUGAGACUGCGCCAGAGACAAAGGCUUUACGUAUCACAUCUGCGACAUUAAAGAAGAUGCUCAUGGCCUUGAACGAAUGUACCGAAUGGGGAAGAGUAACUAUUUUAUCUACUCUGGCAGAUUAUAAGGCUUCGGAUAUUAAGGAGUCAGAACAUAUUUGUGAAAGAGUAUCUCCUCAGUUUCAACACGUUAACCCAAGUGUUGUCUUGGCUGCCGUCAAAGUUGUUUUCCUCCAUAUGAAGAAUGUCAACGCGGAUUUGGGAAAGCAAUAUUUGAAAAAGAUGGCUCCACCUCUUGUAACUCUUGUUGCUUCCGCACCCGAAGUCCAAUAUGUUGCCUUGAGAAACAUAGAUCUUCUCUUGCAAGCAAAGCCAGAUAUUCUUAGUAAGGAGUUGAGAGUCUUCUUCUGCAAAUACAACGAUCCGCCUUAUGUAAAACUUCAGAAAUUGGAGAUUAUGGUACGGAUAGCGAACGACAAGAAUGUUGAUCAACUGUUAUCGGAGCUUAAAGAAUACGCUCUUGAAGUUGACAUGGAUUUUGUUCGAAGAGCAGUUAAGGCUAUUGGUCAAGCAGCCAUCAAAAUUGAGAGCGCAAGCGAAAAGUGUGUCAACACAUUACUUGACUUGAUUGCUACAAAGGUCAACUACGUUGUACAGGAGGCCAUUGUCGUUAUCAAAGACAUCUUUAGAAAAUACCCAGGAUACGAGGGUAUUAUUCCAACCUUGUGCAAGUAUAUCGACGAAUUAGAUGAGCCAAACGCGCGGGGAGCUUUAAUUUGGAUUGUUGGCGAGUAUGCCGAGAAGAUCAGCAAUGCAGAUGAAAUCCUUGCAGGAUUUGUUGAAGGUUUCAUGGAGGAAUUUACCCAAACUCAACUUCAAAUCUUGACAGCUGUUGUUAAGUUGUUUUUGAAGAAGCCAGAUAACAAUCAGGGACUCGUCCAAAAAGUUUUACAAGUAUCGACCGCCGAAAAUGAUAACCCGGAUAUUAGAGACAGAGCUUAUGUAUAUUGGCGUUUGUUGUCAGGUGAUCUUUCAAUAGCAAAGAACAUUAUUCUUUCCGAUAAGCCCCCUAUCACCACAACCAUGACAUCCCUUCCCCCAGCACUCCUCGAUCAACUUUUGACCGAACUCAGCACUCUCGCUUCUGUAUACCAUAAACCUCCUGAGACAUUUGUGGGCCAAGGUCGCUACGGCGCCGAUGCUAUCCAGCACGCCGCUAUUCAGGAACAACGUCAAAACGCCGUCGAAAAUCCAAUUGCAGCUGCCGUCGCCGCAGCCGCAAAUGGUGCUCCUGCUCAAAAUAACGCCGAGAAUCUCCUUGACAUUGAUUUUGAUGGUGCAGCUCCAGCAAGUGCAGAUGCACCUCCCAGUGCUGGAACCAGUGGAUUAGAAGGAUUGGCAGGCACGCCUCAAAGAGUAGAUAGUCCAGCCGCGGGUGCCAAUGCUGGUGGUAGUAUGGCAGAUAUGAUGGGCUUAUUUGAUGCUCCUGCUCCUGCUCCUGCUGCUGGCGGCAUGGGAAUGGGCGGCAUGGGGAAUGAUAUGAUGAAUGGUUUUGCAGGGCUAGAUUUGAGUGGUACUAGCCAACCUCCUAGUGCGCAAACGCAGUUACAGCAGGGUGGUGCGAAGAAAACAAACGAGGAUUUGUUAGGGAUGUUUUGAAUUUGAGGGAUGGGUAAUAAGCAGUGGGUGGGUGGUGUUGUGAAUGAAUCUAGAGGGAAUAGAUCAUUCGAUGCAACCAAUGGUUAGAGACUAGCAAAAUUAGUAUGUAUGUAUGUAUUCAAGGCAAUUCGAAGCAAUCCAGCAA
This is a messenger RNA of Botrytis sinoallii, 2646 nucleotides long. RefSeq lists its product as uncharacterized. Gene Ontology annotation, cellular component: membrane coat. The record is from RefSeq and is a predicted model, not a curated record. NCBI's taxonomy places the organism in Eukaryota, Fungi, Ascomycota, Leotiomycetes, Helotiales, Sclerotiniaceae. The transcript is spliced from 4 exons. Gene Ontology annotation, biological process: intracellular protein transport; vesicle-mediated transport. Bases 273 to 2501 code for a protein of 742 amino acids. Gene Ontology annotation, molecular function: clathrin binding.